Adineta steineri is the source of this 1680-nucleotide messenger RNA. The record is from the annotation of a GenBank genome assembly. NCBI's taxonomy places the organism in Eukaryota, Metazoa, Rotifera, Eurotatoria, Adinetida, Adinetidae.
AUGAGCAAUGAUGUGAUCAACGCCGCUGCUAUUGGAUCAUUUGAAACUAAAUUUCUUCAACUAGCACAAGAUUUCUACCUCAAACAAAAUGUUUCUUCUUUUGAACCAGAUCAAAUAUUCGAAUAUCUGACACCGAUAUCAAAAUAUAUUCAUCACGAAAUAAAUCUUAUUAUGUCUUAUCUACCUCAAGAGAUGGCAAUAUCGAAAAAGUUAACUAACAUGGUACAAGACAUAUUUAUUCCUCAAGAUAUAUUUACUAUUAUUUUGGAAUACUUAAAAUCAAUCGUACAAAAUGAGAAUUCUCCAGAAUUAACAAGAUUUUAUAAACCAAUUAGUCAAAUCCCAAAAUUAAAGAACGAAGUGGCAAAAUUGAUCGAAACUCAUAUCUUUAUGAAAGGUACAAAUGCUAUUAAAUAUGUUAAUGAAAAAGAUCCAAAACUAUAUAUUGAAACAAUUCUUGAUAUUCACAAGAAAUACUUACAAUUUGUGCAAGACACUUUUGAUGGUGAACAAAUUUUUAUUACUGCACUCGAUAAAGCUUGUGGUAAACUCAUAAAUAAUGUUACAACAGAAGCCGGUGAUAGCUCAAUCAAAUCAUCUGAGUUAUUAGUUCGAUAUUGUGAUGCAUUAUUGAAAAAAGGAACUAAAACUAUUGAAGAAACUGAUUUCGAAGAAGAAUUCAAUAAAAUCAUGAUUGUUUUCAAUUACAUUGAAGAUAAAGAUAUUUUUGAAAGAUUGUAUCGAAAUCGGUUAGCGAAACGUUUAAUUUGUCAAUUAAGUGAUUCGGACGAUCAUGAGAAAUCUAUAGUUUUACAACUACAACGAAAAUGUGGUUUUGAAUAUACAACAAAAUUAGAACGAAUGUUACAAGAUGUUGAUGUCAGCAAAAUGCUAACAUCUGACUACAAAAAAUAUUGUGAAAAUCAUCAUAUAACUGAUAUAGUUGAUUUUUCUAUAAUGGUACUUACUUCAAAUUCAUGGUCUUUUUCUGAAAUACCGAGUCUCGUUGUUCCAGUUGAAUUAAAAUCAACAUCGAAUAGUUUCAUAGAUUUUUAUAAUCAUGAUCAUAAUGGUCGAAAAUUAAUAUGGCUUCACCAAUAUUCAAAAGGAGAACUGCAAACAUCUUUUACAUCACAAAAAUAUAUUUUUCAAGUAUCAACUUAUCAGAUGGCGGUUUUAUUAUUAUUUAAUAAAUCUUUAACUUGGACAGUUGAACGACUACAUGAUGAAACACAAAUUAAACUUGAUACACUACUUCAAGUUAUUAGUAGUUUGUUGAAGAAUAAAAUAUUAAUAUGCGAAAAUAUCAAUACAGAUGACGAUCUCAAACAUACUGAUAUUCAUAUGAAUUAUACAAUUCAAUUAUCAAAUGAUUUUAAAAGUAAAAAACUUCGAUUAAACCUAAAUGUUCCAUUGAAAUAUAUCGACCAGAAAAGCAUUUGCGUUGAUGAUGCAAUCAAUAAUAAUCGUAAAAUGGUCAUGCAGGCAACCAUUGUUCGAAUAAUGAAAGCUAGACAAAUAUUAGAAUAUGCAUUAUUAAUACAAGAAGUAAUUCAACAAUUAACUCCGCGUUUUAUACCAAAAAUUCCUGUUAUUAAAAAAACUAUUGAUACUUUAAUCGAAAAAGAAUAUCUUGAACGACAAUCCGAUGACAAAAAUAUUCUAAAAUAUUUGGCUUAG